AUGCGCAUCGUUGCUGCGGUACUCGCCGCUGCACUCGGCAUCAGUGCUGCGGUAUCGACACCACACCUUCAGUACAUCGACUUGCCGUUAGCAAAUGCCAAUGGGGAAUCUAAGGGCGGUGUCAAUCCCGAGCUACCAUACGACUCAUUCGUUCUGGAGCAGGCACUGUCUUCUGCCAGGGCUGUCCAGCUUUCGCCUGCAAGGUACAAGGCAUUGUUGUGGCAGCACUGGAUUGUGAAUGCCACAUCAGAAGCCAAUAUUUCCCUGAAAGAAUGGGAUCCCUGGCGCACCGCAAAGCAGAACCAGGCUGUUGUGUUCGGUGUCUACGAAUACUAUGCCAAGCUCUAUCUCGCGCACCCGGAGCAGCUGCGCUGGAUGGCGUUUGCUAACAUGGCUGGUUCGGCAUUCGCCGCUGGCAUGCUCGACUUGGGCGGCUUGCCCGGCGGUGGGUGGUUUGCGUCUAUGCUUAUGGCGAUGCAGAAGCAUAUCUUCAUGGACAUUGCCACCAUGCACGUGGCCUACAUCAACGGCGGCAUGGCGGCCGUGGAAGAGAUGCGCGAUGCGGGACUGAUUGACCCCGAGACGGCAGCAGCGUGGGCCAACCCGCCCGGCGCUGUUCUUCGUUUCUCCUACCGCGAGCAGAAUCUGGUAAUUCCCGAGCAGUGGAACCGCGUGCGCUCGCAUGCGGCGCCACUGGGCGAGAUCAUCACCUACGGAAUGACCAUAACAGGGCCGAUGCCUGUACCCGGCGCCAAGACGCCAGCCGAGUACAAAAAGCUGUUGUGCGGGCCUCUGCCGGCGUUUAAUUACGCAGACCAGUCAGCACGUUGGGAUCUAUUGGCCAACGAUACGGUACCAGCGUAUCUGCGGCUCGAACCGCCAACAGUAAAGAGCAUCGUGGGCGAGUCGUUCGCCGAAAGAGUCGACCAAUAUCGGACCGCGCAUCGUCUCGUGGACGUGGUGCUCGCGCAGUUAAAGGCAAUAGGAUGCCGUCCUUAA
Molecule: messenger RNA, 999 nt
Organism: Cordyceps fumosorosea ARSEF 2679
Lineage: Eukaryota; Fungi; Ascomycota; Sordariomycetes; Hypocreales; Cordycipitaceae
Product: Tat pathway signal sequence domain protein
Exons: 1
Coding region: 1-999 (332 amino acids)
Source: RefSeq, a predicted model, not a curated record